This is a messenger RNA of Penicillium crustosum, 213 nucleotides long. RefSeq lists its product as uncharacterized. The record is from RefSeq and is a predicted model, not a curated record. The coding region runs from base 1 to 213 and encodes 70 amino acids. Lineage: Eukaryota; Fungi; Ascomycota; Eurotiomycetes; Eurotiales; Aspergillaceae. The transcript has 2 exons.
AUGUUUGCGCUCAAAGAGUACGUUAUUUCGGCCCCAGCUACCCUGGUUGCACCGGGUAACUCGACGGUCCCAAUAGCACCUGCACCCUCUGAUAUGUUGUGCAGAGAGAGUUUGUCGAGCGAAUCGAACGCAAAACUCCGCCGCGGUGCAUACUGGUGGAGGGUCACUGUUAUUGAUUCCUUCGUCAAUGGAAGAAUGCAGCGAGCCUUGUAA